Akanthomyces muscarius is the source of this 2064-nucleotide messenger RNA. RefSeq lists its product as uncharacterized. The record is from RefSeq and is a predicted model, not a curated record. The transcript has a single exon. The coding region runs from base 1 to 2064 and encodes 687 amino acids. NCBI's taxonomy places the organism in Eukaryota, Fungi, Ascomycota, Sordariomycetes, Hypocreales, Cordycipitaceae.
AUGCAGCUUCUCCCUCUUUCCCUGGCUUGCGCCGCUUUGGCGGUGGCCAACCAACAGCCUGACGUUGUCACUGUGACCAAUUACCUUCCCUUUGAGCAGCACCGGUGCUACGAGUACUUUAUGCUCGGUGUGAAUGAAGACGUCACUACUGAAGCAUGUCAACCAGGCGCUUGCUGCGUCGAUAUCAAGGAUGCCAACACCUACACUGACGAUUCAGGUAACAAUGUCGGCGGCAACAAUGUUGGCGGCAGCAACGUCGGUGGUAACAACGUCGGUGGUAACAACGUCGUUGGCAUAAUUGUCGGCCCUGACGGUCACACCACUACUACUCCCUGUCCUUGUUCCAGCGGUGCUAUUACCAAAACCAUCACCACUGUCUCUCAGUUUUCCAGUGGCGCAAGCUCCAACAGCAUUACCAGCGGCCCCGUCACUGCGACCUCUUCACUCAGCAGCAGUACCCCCAAGUCACCCAUUACCAGUGGCUCGGUCGUUACAAGCUUCUCUACCAGCGGCUUCAUCACCCUGACCCUCGUCGAGAUCAUCACCAACAACCGCACCAUCACCGAAGAGAUUAUCGCCACGUCCAUCGAGACCCUGCCAGAGACGUCCCGCGAGACUGAGGUCAUCACCACCACUGUGCCAAAGCUGGUCACUUUCAACACGACGUCGUCGGGCCAAGUCAUUGUCGAGACAACCACAUCCGAGGUUGUUACGAAAGAGAUAAUCACAAGCGACGUCGUCAUUUCCACGACGGAGGUUCUAACCACGCCGGUAGUCGUCACCUCGACCGAAGUAAUAACUAGAAACAACUCUACCAUCACAUCGCUCGUCACCACCAUAUCUAAAGAGACAAUCACAACCAUCCUUCCCAGUCUCACCACCACUACAGAAACCACUUUGACCACUACCUUCCCACAGCUCAUCUUCUUCAACUCAACGUCGGCCGGUAGGCCUAUUGUUGAGACGGCCACAACCGAGGUCCUCACGACAGAGACCAUCACAACCGACGUUGUCAUUUCCACCACGGAGACUCUGACCACGCCCGUUGUUGUCACCUCGACCGAAGUUUUCACACCCAGCGACACUCCCGUCACAUCUCUCGUGACCACCACAUCCGAGGAGACUCUAACUACGCCCAUCGUAGUCACCUCGACCGAGGUCAUCACGACGAGCAACACAACUCUCACAUCUCUUGUCACCACCACGUCUAAGGAGACUCUAACUACGCCCGUUAUCGUCACCUCGACCGAAGUCAUCACACCGAGUGACACUCCAUUCAUAUCUCUUGUUACCAUCACGUCCGAGGAGACACUCACCAGCGUGCAUCCCAUCCUCACCACCACCGACGAAAUCAUCACCACGCCCAGCGUCGUCGUCACUCCCACCCUCACCACAAUCACAAACAUCGUCGUCGAGCCCAUCAUUAGCCUCAUUCCCCCACCCCCCGAGCCCGAAACCUCGCGCGAGAUCCGCAAGAGCUGCCCAACACCAACCUGCUCGCACGGCAUCCAGUAUGCGCUCUACAAGAACCCCUUCAGCAGCGACCUCACCCCCACCUACGAGUCGUUUUCGCCCAAGUACUUCAAGAAGGAAAAGCCCGUGUACAGCACCACGCUGCAGACGGCCAUCUUCAUCUCCGACGACAACAACGGCAACGGCUUCAACCCUCUCUUCAGCAACGCGGCCGCCGGCUACCGCGGCUUCCUCUUCGCCUGCAGGGCCGGCCGGUACCGCUUCAACUCGCCGUACUCGGACGACAUCACCAUCAUGUGGUUCGGCGACAAGGCGUACGACAGCUACACGCGCGAAAACGCCGGCAUUGUGCAGGCGUACUACGGUGACAACAAGCCCAAGGACAUCUACAGGGAUCUCGCGGCCGGCACCUACUACCCGAUCCGGGUGCUCUGGGGCAACACGGGCGGCGCGGCGGACUUGUCGCUGCGGAUCUAUGGCCCGGACGGGCAGGAUAUCAGUGGUGCGGACCAAAAGGGCGAGCACUACCUGACGACAGAGGCGUGCGACGGCUCGUAUGCGCCUUUCCCGCCGUGGGGUCAAGAGAAGUAG